CCCCAGCCCACGCUCAUCAAUUCUACGCAGUACGCCCGAUCUUCAGGGUUUCUUUCAUCCUCAACGAUGAUCUGCUCUCUUAUGCAUCCGCAUUGUCAUCUCAUACGAGGCAGCGCCUUGUCCUGCCACCGAUCAAUGCCCAUUGAGAUGGCAGCUGAAAGAGACUAUACAUAGUAACCCAACCAGUCGAGCAACAGCCGAUCGUCUCCAGGCCACGCGGCCCUUUGGGUCCAGCCUCGUCCCUCCGCGUCAUCGCCCCUCCAGGCGUCAAAUCCUAUCCCGAUGGCGUUACUUCGUCCUCCGAGCUCCAAGACAUGCCCACUGUCUAUCUCGAACACACUAACCAUAUUGAUCGCUUCAAUCGCUGGCACCAUACCGAUAAGGAAACUCACAAUACCCGUUCGGAAAGUUGGUGGAGUCUGGUCGACCAAGCAUAUCCUCCGUGCACCCAGGGUUCUUCUGCCAGGGUCUUUGAUAAUUGCGGAGACUGUGUGCUUAUCGAUAGGGAAUCUAUCCACAAUCUCCCCCCUAAUUCACAACUGAAUGGGAUAGAUACCUUGCAUGCAACAGAUUUUUUUUUUUUGUUUUUUUUUUUUUUUUUUUUUUUUUUUUUUUUUUGUUUUUUUUUUUU
Molecule: messenger RNA, 631 nt
Organism: Aspergillus welwitschiae
Lineage: Eukaryota; Fungi; Ascomycota; Eurotiomycetes; Eurotiales; Aspergillaceae
Exons: 1
Coding region: 283-543 (86 amino acids)
Source: RefSeq, a predicted model, not a curated record